Molecule: messenger RNA, 333 nt
Organism: Symbiodinium pilosum
Lineage: Eukaryota; Dinophyceae; Suessiales; Symbiodiniaceae
Source: the annotation of a GenBank genome assembly
GUGACUUUGGCCUUUACCUUCCUGGAUCGGUACGACUCCCUGGUAACACGAGGGCCUUCCUCAAACAAGGUGCUGAACAGCGUGGCACUUGUCACAUUGCUUCUACACCUGGCUGUGAGCUGCAGCAUUGUCUUCUCCAGGUGCAAGGAAGACAGACCAGAAACCUUGGUCCCCUCGGUCCAGCAGUGGCUUCUGUACGUGGCCUUAUGGCCCGUUCUGGCCGUUCUCGUCUCAGAGGGCACAAAGCGCCGUGACAGGCGGUACCACAUGCACCUUCAAAAGACUCUGCGGGUGCUCUUCAACACCCGGCUAGGCAUGUGGAGCCCGAAGUGA